Messenger RNA from Synchytrium microbalum, 417 nucleotides. RefSeq lists its product as uncharacterized. Gene Ontology annotation, biological process: translation. Gene Ontology annotation, molecular function: structural constituent of ribosome. Bases 1 to 417 code for a protein of 138 amino acids. The transcript has 4 exons. Gene Ontology annotation, cellular component: ribosome; cytosolic small ribosomal subunit. Lineage: Eukaryota; Fungi; Chytridiomycota; Chytridiomycetes; Synchytriales; Synchytriaceae. The record is from RefSeq and is a predicted model, not a curated record.
AUGGUUCGCAUGUCUGUAUUGGCUGACUGCUUAAAGUCCAUCAUCAACGCUGAAAAGAGAGGAAAGAGACAAGUCUUGAUCCGUCCAUCUUCCAAAGUCAUCAUCAAGUUCUUGUCUGUGAUGCAAAAGCAUGGCAAGUCACUUCUCAACACAACAGGUUACAUUGGUGAAUUCGAAGUUGUCGAUGACCAUCGAUCAGGCAAAAUCAUCAUUCAAUUGACUGGUCGUCUCAACAAGUGUGGUGUCAUUUCACCACGAUUCAAUCUUAAAUUGGUUGAAGUUGAAAAAUGGGUCAACAACUUGUUGCCAAGUCGUCAAUUCGGUUUCUUGGUUUUGACUACAUCAGCUGGUAUCAUGGAUCACCAAGAAGCUCGUAGAAAGCAAACUGGUGGUAAAAUUCUAGGAUAUUUCUACUAA